This is a messenger RNA of Tachyglossus aculeatus (Australian echidna), 919 nucleotides long. It is a transcript of the gene SERTAD1, whose product is annotated as SERTA domain containing 1. Lineage: Eukaryota; Metazoa; Chordata; Mammalia; Monotremata; Tachyglossidae. The coding region runs from base 102 to 803 and encodes 233 amino acids. Gene Ontology annotation, cellular component: nucleus. The transcript has 2 exons. The record is from RefSeq and is a predicted model, not a curated record. Gene Ontology annotation, molecular function: transcription regulator activity.
CUGGAGGGGGGGGGCGCGCGAGCGAUGCUGCCGCCGCCGCUUCCUGAUUGGCCGCGGGCCGCGGCGGAGACCCUCUGAUUGGCCGCCGUCGAACCGGACUCAUGUUGGGUAAAGGCCUGAAACGUAAGCGGGAAGAAGACCCAGCCUGGGGUGCGGGCCUGGUGCCGGACUCCGAAGGGUCCCCGGACCCCGCCGCCACACCCCCACCGUCCAGCUCCCUCUUCGAUCUCUCCGUCCUCAAACUCCAUCACAGCCUGCGGCGCGGAGAGCCAGACCUCCGCCACCUGGUCCUCGUGGUCAACACCCUGCGGCGGCUCCAGGACGCCAUGGGGGCCGAGCCGGCCCAGCCCCCGCCACCGGAGCCCCCGGCCCCGCUCCCCCCGCCGCCAGAGCCCCCCGUCUCGGGUCCGGACUCUCCCCUUUGCACGUCCAUCGCCGCCCUGCUUGAUGACUUGAGCCACAUCGAGGGGCUCAGUGACGCCCCCUCUUCCCCCUCUGUGCCCCCUCCUGAGGAUGACCCCCUGGCCGGGCCCCCUGAGCCGGGCCUGGACACUGACCGGCCCCCGUCGCUGGGGCCCUUGGAGCUGCUGGGGCCUGCAGCGGCCGGCUACCUCCUGGAGGACGGGCUGGAGGGGCUGUUUGAGGACAUUGACACAUCCAUGUAUGACUGUGAGCUCUGGCCCGGUGGCCUCAAGGCUGGGCCAGACCCCAUAGAGACCGUGGGCAAGGCCGAGGGGCCCGGGUUGGACAUGUCGGAAUUGGACUACUUAAUGGACGUGCUGGUCAGCACACAGACGUUGUAGCGGGCUUGGGGGGAGAGAGGGGGCCUAACCUCCCCAACCCCCGCCUUUCCCCCCCCCCAAAAUCUGGCACCAGAGACUGAAGUGGGGCCGAGACACCUCCCCCUAUGGGGUGAGAA